AUUCUUUAAUCACUUUGACAGAUCUGUCCAUAACGAUUACAGAUAUAGAAGAUAUCUCCUCGUGAAGUAAAGCAAGGCGUUAUUAAUAUUUUUAUCAAAAUCGCUGAAAAUGGAAAACGAAGCUGGUGAUUGCGUUGACCUGUAUGUUCCAAUGAAGUGCUCCGCCUCGAGCAGGAUCAUAAAGGCCAAGGAUCAUGCAUCCAUCCAACUUACCAUUGCUGAAGUUGAUCCGAUCACCGGUAGAAUGGCAGAUAAGGUGAAAAACUAUAUUUUGUGUGGUGCUAUCCGAAGAAUGGGUGAAUCUGAUGAUUGCAUUGUGAGGUUAACCAAGAAGGAUGGCAUUAUUCCACAGAAUGCUUAGGCAAGCAGAAAUUAUUAUUUUUUAAAGUUAACCAAUAUAAUGUAUUACUACCUUGAAUAAAAACAUUACUUAAACUUCUUAAAAAGAA
Messenger RNA from Anthonomus grandis grandis, 449 nucleotides. RefSeq names its product 40S ribosomal protein S21-like. Lineage: Eukaryota; Metazoa; Arthropoda; Insecta; Coleoptera; Curculionidae. Gene Ontology annotation, molecular function: structural constituent of ribosome. Gene Ontology annotation, biological process: translation; endonucleolytic cleavage in ITS1 to separate SSU-rRNA from 5.8S rRNA and LSU-rRNA from tricistronic rRNA transcript (SSU-rRNA, 5.8S rRNA, LSU-rRNA); endonucleolytic cleavage to generate mature 3'-end of SSU-rRNA from (SSU-rRNA, 5.8S rRNA, LSU-rRNA). Gene Ontology annotation, cellular component: cytosolic small ribosomal subunit; ribosome. Bases 110 to 361 code for a protein of 83 amino acids. The transcript has a single exon. The record is from RefSeq and is a predicted model, not a curated record.